Molecule: messenger RNA, 1997 nt
Organism: Babesia bovis T2Bo
Lineage: Eukaryota; Apicomplexa; Aconoidasida; Piroplasmida; Babesiidae
Product: protein kinase domain containing protein
Exons: 2
Coding region: 204-1937 (577 amino acids)
Biological process (GO): regulation of G2/M transition of mitotic cell cycle; protein phosphorylation; G1/S transition of mitotic cell cycle
Cellular component (GO): cyclin-dependent protein kinase holoenzyme complex; cytoplasm; nucleus
Molecular function (GO): cyclin binding; ATP binding; cyclin-dependent protein serine/threonine kinase activity
Source: RefSeq, a predicted model, not a curated record
UUGGUAAGUAUUAGUGUGCAUUGUAACAAUCAAUCGUAAUUCAAAUCAUUAGAUGAUCAAAUUGAUGACGCUGUUUGUUGCUUAUCACCCCUUGUUAUACAUAGACAUAGUUUUAUGGAAUCCCACAAAUCUCUCUUGAGUGUAGUUUCCAACGGCUUAUUUUCAUUGUCAUGUUGGUUAUCUAGGUCGAAAAGGGUGGUUGCAUGAAGCACCAGAGAAAAUUCUCGGUGGAAGGUAUGAUGGGCAGCAUUUAUCCGAGCACAGAAAUACCACCAACUCAGGGCACAGGGGUGAAUUUACCCAUGGUAGGGUGUCGCUGGCCGGGGGAUGGUCAAUCUCCUAUCCGUUAUGGACCUAACAAAUGUGUUGGUGUUCCGUGCGAUUCAUCAUGUGUACGCGUCCAGCAAGAUUCUAGUAUAUCUUUAGGUCCGCCAUAUUUACAGUUUGAUGACACUGGCGUGGCAUACCCUGAAAAUGCGUGUAUUACCUAUUCCAAGGUUGGUCCUUACAAGCGCCGUUCUAAUGGUGUUUACGUUAGUACUCAGCCUGGUAAGCGUGUUUGUGUCAUGUCCAAUGGCAAUUUAUCGGUAUCUGACGUUGCACUGCGUCGUGUUCUUCAUUCACAAAACAAGACUGUUAUGCCUGGUGUUAGUUGUUCUUGCUGUAUGGUAAAUAGUUACCCCAACGCGCCCAUGUAUUCUGAUUUGGGUUACCGUGGUAUGAUGUGCAAUUCGUAUAGCACUAUGUUUGGUUAUCCUCAGGUUAUGGGUUUGAAUACAUGUCGAGUUCCUACAACUUAUUGCGGCACAACCUCUGAUUCUCGUUUUCCCAAUGGAUGUGUUCCGCAAGAUAGCAACGUGUUGGUUUACCUCAAUAGUGACCAAGAUAUUGUGGACAUUUAUGGUUGGCGUUACGUUGACACUUUGGGCGAGGGAUCCUACGGUAAGGUGUAUUUCGUUCGUAACGAGUUCACCAGUGAAGAAUCUGCGUUUAAGCGUAUGCUUUUGCACAAGAGUGGUGCUAUGCCGCCUGCUAUAUUGCGUGAGAUUCAUUCUCUCAGGUCCUGCAAUCACGAGAAUGUCAUUAAGCUGAACAAGGUAUACGUUGGUGACUGUCGAGUAUACCUUAGUUUCCCUCGUAUUGUUGGUGGUAACUUACGUCAGCUAUUAGAGAAGCACUAUCCAACAGGAGUCCCUUUGGAUAAUGUGCGAUCUAUAGCGAAGCAGUUGAUAAGUGGCAUUGCUCAUAUUCACUCUCGCCGUAUAAUUCAUCGUGACAUAAAGCCGGAGAACAUCUUGGUAGAGACUGAGUUUCAAGACGACCUUCAAGUUCCCAGGGUUGCGUCUGACGACGAGAGUUCUUGCAGUGACGCUCCUGGCAGUCUUUGCGGCGACAUCGGUAUAGGUCAAUUCAUUGAGCCCACUGUUAGGCCACGUAUAAAACGUGUUGUGAUAAGUGAUUUUGGCUUAUCUCGUGUUCACAAAUCUGUUGAUCAUCCCUUAUUUGAGAACGAUGAGUCUAAGUUGAUGAACAGUCCCAUGUCUCCUGAGGUAGUGACUUUAUGUUAUCGUCCUCCUGAGCUUUUGCUUGGUGACUUCCACUAUUCAUUUUCGGUUGAUAUAUGGUCACUGGGCUGUGUUCUAUUUGAGUUGAUAACAGGCAAGCCAAUAUUUGAGGAGCGCACUGAGUUUGCUUUGUUGAUAGCGAUGUUCCGAAGGUUCGGUACUCCAAAGGAAGAGGACUGGCCUGACUUGACAUCUUUGCCUUUUAUGAAUCCAUCAUUACCUAACAUUCGCACUUCUUCUUGCCUUGUUGAGUGUUUGAACAAGGUCGACCGUGAUUGUAUGGAUUUGCUGGAGCGUAUGCUUGCAUUGAAUCCUCAGAAGCGUAUUUCUGCUAGGGAGGCUAUUGUCCAUCCGUGGAUUGUCAAAGCUUGAUUUUUCUUUUAGGACACAUUUCUUUAAUGUUAUUUUCUGUCCUAUUUUUCUUUGCUGGUA